ACUUCUCUCUCCCUCACUAUAUAACAGUGACCAAGCAAAUCAUUCAGCACACACUUCUAGACCAGAUUUUGUGUGAGAAGAUACUCUGAAGAAUGAGGAUCCUGAUGUCUCUGUUGCUGCUGGUGCUGUUCUGCUCUCUUCAGCUGACUUCAAGUGCUCCUCAUGCACUUGAAUCAUCAUCAUGCUGUGUCCAGUUCUAUAAAAAGAAAAUUCCUUUGAACCUGGUGGUGUCUUUUUACCGGACCGGAAGCAACUGUCCCAUAUCAGCUAUUGUGUUUCGAACUGCUGCUGGAAGGGAGUUCUGUUUAGAUCCAGACAGCAGCUGGGUGAAGAAGCAUAUUACAAAAGUGAAAAGCAGAACAACAACCUCUACUACAACAAAGACUCUAAGCACUACAGUUUAAAUACUGUAUCUUGUUCAGCAUUUAUUGGGGAAAAUGUUUAGAAUUAUUUCUCUAUUAUUUCUGUAGAGCGAUUAUUUAUCUUAAAUUUGCUUAAAUUAUAUUUCACUGUACACCAGCUGCAUCAAAAGCAGUUUUCUGUAUAUUUAAAUUAAUGUAAAGUUGCAUUGUUG
Messenger RNA from Cyprinus carpio (common carp), 574 nucleotides. RefSeq names its product C-C motif chemokine 4-like. The transcript is spliced from 3 exons. Gene Ontology annotation, cellular component: extracellular region. Lineage: Eukaryota; Metazoa; Chordata; Actinopteri; Cypriniformes; Cyprinidae. Gene Ontology annotation, biological process: cellular response to type II interferon; inflammatory response; positive regulation of ERK1 and ERK2 cascade. Gene Ontology annotation, molecular function: chemokine activity; CCR chemokine receptor binding. The record is from RefSeq and is a predicted model, not a curated record. The coding region runs from base 93 to 404 and encodes 103 amino acids.